UCUAUGAACCUCCCUAGUUGUUGUACAAUUGUCAAAAACAUAAUUUCCGUAUUUUGUUUAUUUUUUUUAAAUUGGUUGUAUUUAAUUUAACAAUGUGUGGUUUUACCAAAACGCGUAAAAAUAACUUUCACGAGUAUUGUGUUUUGUGCAAUGAUUUUUAACUUAACUUUAAAAGGUUAUGCUUCUUAAAAAAUAACCUAUGUGUUUUGUGCGACUAUUUAGGUAUAAGAGUGUUGUUGUUGGUUUAUAGUGUUAUUGUGCGAGUGAUAUAAGUGAUAUAGUUAUCGUGUCUUGAAUUCAAAGUAUUUUAAUGUCCUUGGUACUUUUAUGAAGUUGCUGAUCGACGCGGGAAGGAAAAAAUAUGUAUCGCAAAUUUUACGAAAAAAACUUAAAAAAUACAAUCACUUGUAAGAUUUGUUUGACAAAAAUGGCUCGAAGUAAUAUGGUUCGACAUUUUAAAUUAAAACAUCAAUUUGAUUUUGUAAAAACUGAAACUAUAAAGAGAAAAAAAUCUUGCUGGACGAGAAAUAAACCUAGCCCUUGGACAAAAUAUAGCAUUGAAGUGGGCAAAAACAAAUUCAAAUGUGUAAUGUGCUCCUAUAUUCUUAAUAUGCCCAAAGCUCAUGGAAACCUGAAGCGUCAUAUUAAAUUUAAGCAUCCAAGAAUUUAUGAAAAGGAAACAAAGGAAAACUUGAAAGCUCUUUUAAAACAAUUAGGUGUAAAUUCAGAGAUGGAAGCAUUGAAAAUAGCUAAAGAUAAUGAAGAACUAAUAGAACAAGCAGGAAAUCUUGAAAAACAUAUUGAUGAAGACAUUGUUGCUGUUAAUACAACAGCAAUUGUAACAAGUGAUUCCAUCAAAGAAAUGAAUCCUAUGAACAAAAGUGAUUCUGAGAAAAAACAUUUAAUAUCUGGCAUAAAUGAAAAUCCAAUCGUACAAGAAAUUACUUAUCGAGAUAAUAAAAUAGAAAAGUUUGGCAAUUUCGAGUAUGUAAACGAAGAUGAUGAAAAGUUCGAAGAGAAAAUCAAAUGGUUAGCUGAUAGAGCCGUACCUGGGAGAAGGUAUUUCAAAACUCGUAUAUGGAAUUUCUUUAACGAAAUCAAAAAGAAUCACCUUUACGAAUGCAAGAUUUGUCGUAGGAAGCUUGCAGGAUGGACUGGCAGCUCCUCGAAUCUUAAGCGUCAUUUAGCCUUAAAACAUGCAAAAGCGUUUGAAAUUAUAUCCAAUAGUCCAAAUUAUACAAAAAUAUCUCAAGGUACUAUUGACAAGCUAGAGAAAUGCAUUAUUGCAUCGAAAGUCAAGACCUUGGAUACAUCAUACUUUGUGAAUCGGGGAGACAAUAAUUACAAAUGUAAGGUUUGCGAUGAAAUGAUAUAUUCGGAUGUGCCAAACAGCAUGAUGUUGUUUAAACAUAUCAACGAAAAGCACACUGAAGAGAUUGUCGGACAUAUUGAAAAAGCAGAUAGCGAUGACCCUGAAAUCAGAGUUGUAUUUCUCAAAAAGAAAGACUUAAGUGUAUCUUAAGAUGUUUUAAAAUAUAACUUAAUAAGUCCCAUGCGAUUACAUUUUUCCAUAAAAAUGUUAAUUUGUAGUUUUAGUCGAUGGCUCUGGAAAGGUUAAACGCCUAAUACUCCAUAAUGAAGGGAGACGUUUUCAGUCCGCUAUCGCCUUGCACAAUCUUGGGCUCUGUUUGGUGUUUGGGCCACUUUCCUUUAGCUUUUAAGCUAUAUUAUUACCAAAUUUAUUGUGUAUAUAAGUUGAUGUAUUCUUAACUUGUAGGUUAAAAUAAUUAAAUAUACAGAAUUGUUAGUGUCGAGGUUUUAUUCAUAUUUAUAAAUAUUAAUACAAGAAUAAUACGUAAUAUAAAAAUAUAUACGUCAGUAGAAGGAAUAAUGUUUUGUGCUUUGCUUAUCACUAUUUUAAAUAUUCAAACCAUCGCUACAAAUACGCAUAUAAACGCUUUUCACCCUUUUGAAAGAAAAAAGAUGAGAUCCAUAUUGUAACACGCUUUGUAU
Molecule: messenger RNA, 2013 nt
Organism: Papilio xuthus (Asian swallowtail)
Lineage: Eukaryota; Metazoa; Arthropoda; Insecta; Lepidoptera; Papilionidae
Exons: 5
Coding region: 362-1522 (386 amino acids)
Biological process (GO): regulation of gene expression
Cellular component (GO): nucleus
Molecular function (GO): DNA binding
Source: RefSeq, a predicted model, not a curated record